UAUGGGCCUUACUCCCGAUCGUGAGCUUACCUACGUAAUAGUGAUGUGAUAUAUAAUCACAAUUCACACACAGCCAUCUCUGCCUCAGGAUCCUCCGUCGUCAACCGCAGAGGCAGCUUCCUCCCCCACCGCCACCGCCGCUACCGUACUCCCAUAAUCAAUAAAUACCUGCUAAAUUAUGGAGAUGGACAUGAAAGAUGUGAUUAAUAGAUUACCGAAAGAAGUGAUUGGGACGAUUCUGUCCCUUCUACCAUUGAAAGAAGCAGUGAGAACAAGUGUGGUGUGCAGAGCGUGGAGGGUUUUAUGGUCAAAUUAUUUUUCGGGAUCUGUAACUCUGGAACCGCCACAAGUGCCGCCCAAAAUCUGCUACCUAUUGCGGGAGGAGAUGCCUUCCUGUUUGUCCGAGUUUGCAUGUUCAGUUGAUCAACUACUAUUGGAGAAGUUGAAAUAUCCAUUCUUAAAGGAGUUUAAGGUCGCGUUUUUCCUUAACUAUCCAAGCAUAGCGUCAAACAUAGAUCGCUGGAUACACGCUGUCGCGGCCAAACAAGUCGAGAAGCUGGACCUCGACUUCUUAGAUGUAAUAAGGCCCCCGUGGAGCUACAAUUUUUCAUGGCCGGAAGGGUGCCGGUGUUUGAAGGUCCUUCGCUUGAGUUUCAUAAGUGUUUCGGGGGAAAUGCUAGAGGGAAUCUUGGCCGGCUGCCCCUUACUCCAAGAGCUAAGCGUUUCAAGGUCACGAGUACUAGCUGGUUUUCGCGUUUUGCACCACGAGGCCUUGAAGCAUUUGGAGAUUCGUGACUGCAUCGGUUCUGCUGAAAAGGUAUUAAUUACCGUGGUAUCGGCCCCCAAUUUGGUGUAUUUCAAAUUCGGUGGUAAUGGGCGAUUUGCUCACAUAUCGUUGGUCAAUGUGCCGUGCCUGACCCAAGUUUUCUUGGGACCGAGCUAUGCAACUCAUGUAUUAGAUGAAGAAAGCUCCCCAGAUAUGGAAUUUGACCUCCUUCAUCAAGUCCUUCAUGACUCCAUUGCGCGCCGCUUGAAAGAAUUGACAUUGGACUUCUCCGAUAAUAUAUGGUGGGGCUCUUGUUUCCGCAAACAAGAGCGACUCGAAAUGUUACUUGACAACCUUACGCACUUGAACCUGAUUGUGCCUGUGUGCUCCGCCUUCAGUUUUCGUCUGUAUGAUAUAUCAGAGUUGAAGAAAACGGCCUCACCUGCAUUUCAUAAUUUUGUACCUAAGUUGGGGUGGAUGGGGCGUCGCCAUAGAAAGAUUUUGUUUACGAAUAGAGAUGUUGGCAUGCGUGAAGAGGUUGCUAAAAAGUGGACCUUCAAUAACAAGAAUGGUGGUCUAUUCACAAUCACAUGGCGUGGUGAUCAGGGCCGGCAUGGAAAUGCGAACAAAUAAAAUUGGGAAAAAUUGGGGUAGCUGAAGAAGAAGAAUGGAAAGGCGUAUCGCAGUACUUGGGA
Messenger RNA from Cuscuta campestris, 1461 nucleotides. The record is from the annotation of a GenBank genome assembly. Lineage: Eukaryota; Viridiplantae; Streptophyta; Magnoliopsida; Solanales; Convolvulaceae.